Messenger RNA from Ceutorhynchus assimilis (cabbage seed weevil), 3893 nucleotides. The record is from the annotation of a GenBank genome assembly. NCBI's taxonomy places the organism in Eukaryota, Metazoa, Arthropoda, Insecta, Coleoptera, Curculionidae.
UUAACAUUGGGUAGUUUGGCAACAUGGCACCCAACCAAAUCCCACAAAUUGUCAAAUGAGAAGUCAGAAACAGCUGGUUUUUAUUUGAUGAAAACAAAACAAAUCCAAAUUAUAAUAAAUCAUUUUAUAUUUAAUUUUUUUGGUAAUAAUUAGGAACUCUACUAAAGUCAUGUCGACUUCAAGCAGAUCAAAUGACCUCCCAGGAAACAGUGAGGACGACGAAUUAACCCUACCUCGCGCAAGUAUAAAUAAAAUGAUAAAAGAGCUAGUACCUUCGGUCAGAAUAGCAAAUGAAGCCCGAGAAUUAGUUUUAAAUUGUUGCACCGAAUUUAUUCAUUUACUCAGCUCGGAAGCCAACGAAGUUUGCAAUCAAUUGAAUAAGAAAACUAUCAAUGCUGAACACAUUCUUAUGGCUUUAGAUAAAUUGGGAUUUAGUGAUUAUCACGCCGAAGCCGAAGCAGUUUUGAAAGACUGCAAAGCAGUAGCUGCUAAACGCAGAAGACAAAGCACGCGUUUGGAAAAUUUAGGGAUUCCUGAAGACGAAUUGUUGAGGCAGCAACAAGAAUUGUUCGCCAAGGCUAGACAAGAACAAGCGUAUGCUGAUCAGCAACAAUGGGAGCAAUUGCAAGCUGCUGCUAAACAGGCUCAUGCUCAAUCGAUGGCUAUGAGCGCUCAUAAUAGUGACGAUCAAGAGGAUUAUUCAUAAAUUAUUUUUUGUUUUCUUUUUAUUAUGGGUUAAAUUGAUAUAAAGGUAAAUUUGUAUAUUGCUGAAUAAAAGGCCGGUUGGACAAUUCAAGUAUAUGCUAUACCUAGCAUUAAAGUUCAUUUUAGAACUAAAAAAGGUGCUGGGUAUAGCCUAUACUCAGGAUAUACUUGAAUUGUCGAAUCGGCCCUUAGGGUAGGAAAGUAAGUGAAGUCUUGAUUUAUGCACUCUUUAUAUCUUGUAAUUGAUAACUUGAACCACAAUUAAAUUAAAAAUUACAAAGUGAAAAUUUGUUUCCUAGGUAAAACCAUUUAUACUGGGUGUCAACAAAUCCAUUAGGCAACCCAUACUUAACUUCAGGAUGUUAAGUUUUAUCAAAAUGAAAUUUGGUAUAGGAAGGGAUAUGCUUUUGCAUAUUUUCCACUUUCUGGUUGCAUCGGGAGCUGGCAAGGAAGAGGUCGAUAUCUCGAAAUCGGAGCGAUAUAGAAAAAAACCGAGUCCGCCACUGGAUUGUGCUCAAAAAAGUGUCUCCAUAAUGUUUUUACAGAAAUGAAAAAAAUUGAUAAAUAAAAAACUUAUAGCCAUUUUUCAUAAUAGGGGAAAAUCGAAAAUCGCCCUGUAUUAAUGGUACCAUUGAAGAUAUCGCGAUGCGGUUUUUGACAAUCGACGUUUCUCGAAAAUCGAUCCCAUGACAUCUAAGUCAAUUUUCCUCUAUCUGGUCUGGAAGUGUGUUUUUCCUGUUAAAACACUCCAAAUUGCAGCACCCUGUACAUGGAUGAAAAUUGUACUGAUUUCUUGUAUGAUAACUAUGAAUUUCAUUAUUUCUUUGUAAGAGAUCUUGUAAAUAUGGAGGCUGCAGUGCAUGUUCUAUCUUAUAAAUGAAAAGCAAAAGUUGAUAUUUGAAACUACAAUUAACGUCAAGCCAAUUUAAAGAAGUUAACAUAUUUUUAAUUGGUUCAUAAUAAUCGCGAUUUAAAAUUGCUCUCAUUGCUCUAUUCUGAAGCACUUGUAAUUUAUCCACAUCAGUCUUAUUUCCAAAAAAAAGCAAGGAUCCACAGUAAUCAAAAUGUGGCUUUACUAUACUAUUAAAUAUUAACCUCUUUGUAUGCACUGAUAGUUUGUACCUCAAACGACACAAAAAACCAAUCUUUUUACCAAUUUUACCAAUUAUAUAUUCAAAAUGAUCAUUUAAACUUAAUUGAUUAUUUAAAAUAAAACCAAGAUAUUUUAUUUUGUCCACAUAUUCAAUAUUCUCGUUAUUCAUUUGAAUUCUAAAAUUAUUAACAAAAAUUUCCCUACCUGUUUUUGUUCUACCAACUAUUAAACAUUUUGACUUAGAUAGGUUAAGCUUCAAUUUAUUUACACACAACCAAGCAUAAACAGACUUCAAUUCCCUAUUGAGGGUUCUGGAAAGCAUUUGGUGCGAAUCAGAACUGAAAAAUAUAACAGUAUCAUCUGCGAACUGAUGAAUCAAAAAACAAGUCAUUUUUCAAUAUAAUUUACUAAAUGACCCCUUAGCGGUGGCCCCUUUCGUGGAUGGGCCCCUAAGCAUCGCUUACAUCCGCUUAUGCAUAUCGCCGCCACUCGAAAGAUACCCAGCUAAUUAGGACCAAAAAAAAAAGCGAAGUCGAUAUUAUAUAUCAUCAUAUAGGUACUUAUAUCAUAUUAUAUAUUACAUUUCUAUGUUCAAUGAGAUGACUGCAUGUACUAACCUGACGAAGUGAGUAGAAAUUAACUUUCUUUGGUAGAAAACUUAUUAAGUUCUACUGAACUCUUGAAUAAGUCCACUUUCACUUUCAUUUUUUAAGUCAAUUUGACACUCGAGAGGGUAAUUUUUACAUAUUUUUUCAGGUUGCACUGAAGAUGGCUAUGGCCGAAAGCGCUCUGCAAUGAUAUUAAUUAUAGAAAUUUUGCACGAAAUACAAAAUCUUUUUACUCAACGUGUAAUUCCUCAGACUUACACUACAGAUAUUAUAUAUGCCAUGAAACAACAGAAUACAAAUGAAAAGCAACAAAGCUCUAGUAACAAUCAUUGGUCCGGGACCUAAUGACAUGUAUUCAGAGACGUUCCACUUUAAUCGUUGCACUUAAUCAACAAACAAAACAUAAAAACAAUAGUUCAGCUCUGGAACUGGGUCCGCUCUACUUUUAAUACACUAUCAAAAUCAAAUAACCGAAAAGCAUGCAAGGAUUAUCAUCUCAUGAGCUACUUUAUUAAGCUCUUUCUAUGAAUUUUACACACAAGACUGAGCACAAGACUCUACAACACCUAUAAUGCUACGUACAUCACCCUGUAUAGUCUGCAAACUUUGGGGCAAAAGCAUUUGACAAUGUCAGACAUAAUCACUUGAUGAUUGGGGAAUAAGGACAGGACAUAAAACUUAUUGAAUAUUUCAAAAACUGUGUAUGUGGCCUUUUCACUGACAGAUACCAACUGACCAAUCUUCAAUGAAAUAACCAUUGAUCAUCAAUCAAACUUUACUAUAAAAGAGGUCAAAUUUAUAAAACAUCUUGGGAUAAUUGAAGAUAAAAAUCUGAAAUGGAAAAUAAAUUAAGUAAAUGCUUGAUACACAAAUUUCACCUAAUAAGAAAUAUCUUGAGUAAGGAAUCUUAAUAAUGAUAUAUCAAUCACUUGUCAAAUCUUUACUGGGUAUGUUAUGGAAUAGUGGUCUAGGGUGGACUCUACAAAAACGCACUAGAAACUUUGAACACCAUACAGAAUUAUAUCCUGAAAAUCAUACUUGAAAAGGACAGGUUGUUUCCCACCUUGUUCCUAUAUAAUAACAAAAUUCCUAACAUUAGAUCUUUGUACUUUCAUGCUAUAGUUGUGUGUUCUGUUUUAAACUGAAAGAAAAGGGUUAUUUGGAUCACCAAUAUAAAACUACGCAGAUGAUUAACAGGCACCUUAUACUGUCCCCUUUCAUAAAUUUGAGAGAAAUCAAAGAUGUAACUCCGUGAUGGGACCAAAGAUUUUCAAUGGACUGCCUCGGUCCAUUCGUGAGGCUAGGAGGAAAGCAUUCUCAAUGCAUUGAAAACAAUUUAUUUAUGAAAAUUAUGAAACUUUAUCUGACCUUCUGUAGCCUAUAGAAUGUCAAAGAACUGGUAAUUAUUUAAUUCUUUGCUAGAAAAUUAUCUCUAGUCUCUAUCUCAUCAGUCAAUACCAUCCCGUCUCAUUUGUGCAACAGGUGAC